Messenger RNA from Oncorhynchus nerka (sockeye salmon), 532 nucleotides. Its product is annotated as glutaredoxin 3-like. Gene Ontology annotation, biological process: intracellular iron ion homeostasis. The annotation marks the transcript as partial. Gene Ontology annotation, cellular component: nucleus; cytosol. The record is from RefSeq and is a predicted model, not a curated record. The transcript has 4 exons. Lineage: Eukaryota; Metazoa; Chordata; Actinopteri; Salmoniformes; Salmonidae.
AUUUUCCUUUCUCCCCCAUCCUCUGGUGGGUCUCAGGGUGGCCAGAAGAUUGACAGGCUGGACGGAGCUCAUGCCCCAGAGCUGACCAGUAAGGUCCAGAGGCUGUCGGUCAGCUCGGGGGGGCUGGGCGGGCCAGGGGCGGAGCCCCCUAAAGAGGCCCUUAAUGAGCGUCUGAAGAAACUGAUCAACGCAGCACCCUGCAUGCUCUUCAUGAAGGGAUCCCCCCAGGAACCCCGCUGUGGUUUCAGCCGUCAGAUAGUGGCGCUUUUCAAGGACCAUGCUAUCCAGUUCAGCAGUUUUGACAUCCUGUCAGACGAGGAAGUGAGAGGGGGGCUGAAGACCUUCUCCAACUGGCCCACCUACCCUCAGGUUUACGUUAACGGAGAACUCGUAGGGGGACUGGACAUUGUCAAGGAACUAGCUGAAUCUGGAGAGCUGGAGAAGACCUGUCCCAAGGCUGUCACACUGGAGCACAGGUUGAAGUCGACCAUCAACAGGAGUCCAGUCAUGCUGUUCAUGAAGGGCAAUAAAA